AGUUACGGCCCCGAAGAAGUGAGAGAACUGUCUAAAAUGGACAUCGUAAGGAAACUUCUCUUCCUCCUGCUCCUGUCCCGCUCAGUGUCCUCACUUCAGCUGACUGGACCGUCCGUACAUGCAGCCAGGCUGGGAUCUGACGCUCUGGUUCCUUGCUCGUUCACAGUGGAUAAACCUCCUGUAGAUCCCAAUCUUCUAACAAUCUACUGGAGGUUUUUCGAUAAGGAAAUCCUGAGCUAUAAUAAAACUGUGAUGACGACAUCUUCUAGAUAUUCCCUGAGCACAGAAGCAUUAAUGGCGGGGAAUGCCAAUCUGACUAUUUCUAAUAUACAAAUACACGAUGGGGGAAUGUACAAGUGUUCAGUGAUGUACGGCUCAGAGAAGAAGGAGAAGGAGCUCCGGCUGGACAGUGGAGCUCCUCCGCAGGUGACAAUCACAGGUAAAACAGUUGUACUGAAUGAGAAGAGCUUCCUCCGCUGCUCCGCCGCUGGAUUCCACCCUCCGGACAUUGAAAUGAAAUGGUUCAAGGGUGGAGAAAAACUGGAGGAUAAUGUUUUUACUGGUGAAUCCUGGAAAAACCCAGCCAGGACCUAUAACAUGAACAGCACCGUGACUAUAAUACCUAGUGAGGAGGACAGGGAGGGGAACUUCUCAUGUAGAGUCCAACAUAAGUUCCUGCAGGAGCCUCUCCAGGAAGACUUCCGUCUGCUGUAUGAGGACACAAGCUCGGCUGGGAUCAUUGCUGCCUGUUCUGUUAUUGGGAUUAUUCUGAUAGUUCUCAUCGCUGGUGUUCUGUACUGGAAACUAAAACUGAGGAGGAAAGAUAAUGGAGUAUUCAUAGUAAGAGACUUCAAGGGUCCUUCUAAGCUGAUUGAUGGAGAGGAGGCCACCCUGUACUACACAGUGGACAACUGCCCCGAGAACCUGUGUGUAACCUGGAUGAUGAGAAGAGCUGGACAGGUCCAGGAGAUCCAGACGUCUCAGAUGAGAGAACAUUCAGAAGAAGAAGAGGAGAGCUUACUGGAUGCAUCCUAUGUGAUCAGAUCACAACGAGAGGGACAUCAGUACUUAUCAUCACUGAGCUUCAUACCCCAUAUGGAAAGACACAAAGAUGUCACCUUCAUCUGUAGAGGAGUCUACAAAAAGCAUAAUGAUGAGAAGAAGUUUCACUGUAAGACCAUUCAUGUGAAGGCCAAGCUGUCACAGCCAAUAAUGAGAAGUCUAAUGGACUCUGGAGAGAUGAAGUAUUUGCUCAACUUGGAGAAAUUUUAUCCUAAAACCAUCAAGAUUAUAUGGAUUUGUGGAGUGGGAGAACCAGAAGAAGUCCUGUCAUCCACUGAAUCAGUGUCCGAUAAUCCUGACAGAACCUACAGCGUCUCCAGUGAGGUCAGAAUUCCUGAGGAACGUCACAAGGAUCCAGGGUUCAGAGUCCGAGUGACCUGGGAUCAUGAAUCAUUGGGAGAAGCAGAAUCCAAGGAGCUCUCUAUCCGAGACUCAGAUUACAGAUGGACGCCAGUUGUAGAAGAGAUCCAGAUUCCCCGUCUACUUCAUGGCACCCCGGCCACCCUGCAGUGUAAUAUCUCAGGGUAUUUCCCGGAUGCAGUCACUGUGAGAUGGAGGAGACGUGCUGGAGAUGAGAUGUAUGAAGAGACGGAGAACCAGAGGAUAACAUCCAGGAGAGCGGCCGAUAACACCUGUAACUGUACCUCCAGUCUGACCAUCACCCCCACACUGGAGACACAUCAGGGGGCAGAAUAUAUAUGUCUGGUGGAGCAUCCCACCCUGGAGACACCCAUAGAGAAAACCACUGGGAGGCUACAAGUACUUGUUAAACCCCAGCUGUCACAAGCAGUGAUAAGACGUCUCAUGGACACUGGAGAGAUCAAGUAUGUGCUCAACCUGGAGAAAUUUCGACCUAAAAAGAUCAGGAUUGUAUGGACAUGUGGAGUGGGAAGACCUGAAAAAGUCCUGCAAUUCACUGAAUCAGUGUCAGAUAAUCCUGACAGAACCUACAGCGUCUCCAGUGAGGUCAGAAUUCCUGAGGAACGUCACAAGGAUCCAGGGUUCAGAGUCCGAGUGACCUGGGACCAUGACUCGAUGGAGGAAGCAGAAUCCAGGGAGCUCUCUAUCCGAGACUCAGAUUACAGAUGGACGCCAGUUGUAGAAGAGAUCCAGAUUCCCCGUCUACUUCAUGACACCCCGGCCACCCUGCAGUGUAAUAUCUCGGAGUAUUUCCCGGAUGCAGUCACUGUGAGAUGGAGGAGACGUGCUGGAGAUGAGAUCUAUGAAGAGACGGAGAACCAGAGGAUAACAUCCGGGAGAGCGGCCGAUAACACCUAUAACUGUACCUCCAGUCUGACCAUCACCCCCACACUGGAGACACAUCAGGGGGCAGAAUAUAUAUGUCUGGUGGAGCAUCCCACCCUGGAGAAACCCAUAAUGAAAACCACUGGGAGGCUACAAGUCACUGUUAAACCCCAGCUGUCACAAGCAGUGAUAAGACGUCUCAUGUACACUGGAGAGAUCAAGUAUGUGCUCAACCUGGAGAAAUUCCGACCUAAAAACAUCAGGAUUGUAUGGACAUGUGGAGUGGGAAGACCAGAAGAAGUCCUGUCAUCCACUGAAUCAGUGUCAGAAAAUCCUGACAGAACCUACAGAGUCUCCAGUGAGGUCAGAAUUCCUGAGGAACGUCACAAGGAUCCAGGAUUCAGAGUCCGAGUGACCUGGGGCCAUGACUCGAUGGAGGAAGCAGAAUCCAGGGAGCUCUCUAUCCGAGACACAGAUUACAUAUGGACGCCAGUUGUAGAAGAGAUACAGAUUCCUCGUCUACGUCAUGACACCCCGGCCACCCUGCAGUGUAAUAUCUUGGGGUAUUUCCCGGAUGCAGUCACUGUGAGAUGGAUGAGACGUGCUGGAGAUGAGAUGUAUGAAGAGACGGAGAACCAGAGGAUAACAUCCGGGAGAAUGACCAAUAAUACUUACAUCUGUACCUCCAAUCUGACCAUCACCCCCACCCUGGGGGCAGAAUAUAUAUGUCUGGUGGAGCAUCCCACCCUGGAGAAACCCAUAGAGAAAACCACUGGGAGGCUACAAGUCACUGAAAAAUACACAAGAACCACAAAUCCUCGCUCCAGUCCAGGAAUCACUGGCAAACGGAAGAGCUAUAACAGAUGAUAAAUCCUGCCAGGCCGCAUGCAAUAAGAUACUGAUCACAUCAUCACUAGGACUGCCAUAUCAAUAGGCCAAAUAGUGCAGCACCGCCAGGAUACCCUCCGGCGCUGGACGAGACAACUACGCCCGGCACAAAUCACCACAAAAACCCGCAGAGAAAAAAGGGCAAUAAGAAAAACCAGCGCAGCGAGCCGCUCACACCACCACAGGCUCUCACUGGGAUUGCCGCAUGCACCAUAUAACGGGCUACUUUAGUUUUUGCUAUGGCAGUGCUAUUAAUCCUCUCUCUGUCGUGCUGGGCUGCGCAGACUCCUUUCUACAUUGUGCUAUUUCGUGAGGAUAGCUUCCUGCGUUGAAUAUAAAUUAUUACAGGUCAUUUGGUAAAACGAGAAUUAAGAGUACGAAGUGGAAACUGUAAAAUCGGCAACGGUGAAUAUUCAUCUUUAUUUGUAUGUCGACAGCAUAUUCUGAAGCACUUUACAAUUGGAGACAUAACAAACAAGUAACAUAAGUAAUCGGACAAAUGAUAAGACACAAAGAGAGCGCUCCUUGUCCACAAAGCUUGCAAUCUAUACCACAUUACCACCAGUGUGACCAAUGUUACUAUAUUCAGAGCUUGGGAUACAUAUAAUAAAGCUGUCUGCCAUUAGUGGUCAGAAAGGACCUUGUCCUGUAGAUAAGCCGGGGUCCUCUAUAAUUAUUCACCCCUCCCCCAGGCUUCUCUAGUAUUAUAAAUCCCACACGUUGUCACAUUUGCUUUGGAAACAAUAAAAACAUUAGAUGUCUGCAAAUAAUAUUCCUGUAGAAAGAAUUUAGAAAAAUUCAAGGAAAGUGUUUUCUACGAGGAUGCUGUUUUCCUGGGCUGCAGUACCAAGCACAGCCACUGUAGAAUGAGCGGCGCUGUGCUUAGUUUACUGUGAGGAGGCCGCGGCGCUCCCGUCAGCCUACAACAGUCGACGGUGGCAGUGCCGAGUGUCUGAACCCCACUGAUCAUACAUGGAUUACCUAUCAUGAGGAUGGGUUAUUGAUAUUUUACUCCUGGGAAAACUCCUUUAGUGAUUGGGCAGAGUGAUCGUGAAUCAUAGAGAGAGA
Messenger RNA from Bufo bufo (common toad), 4263 nucleotides. RefSeq lists its product as uncharacterized. The record is from RefSeq and is a predicted model, not a curated record. The transcript has 12 exons. The coding region runs from base 37 to 3174 and encodes 1045 amino acids. NCBI's taxonomy places the organism in Eukaryota, Metazoa, Chordata, Amphibia, Anura, Bufonidae.